Trichoderma virens Gv29-8 is the source of this 3486-nucleotide messenger RNA. RefSeq lists its product as uncharacterized. The record is from RefSeq and is a predicted model, not a curated record. Gene Ontology annotation, molecular function: ATP binding; ATP hydrolysis activity. Gene Ontology annotation, cellular component: Smc5-Smc6 complex. Gene Ontology annotation, biological process: double-strand break repair via homologous recombination. Lineage: Eukaryota; Fungi; Ascomycota; Sordariomycetes; Hypocreales; Hypocreaceae. Bases 1 to 3276 code for a protein of 1091 amino acids. The transcript is spliced from 4 exons.
AUGAGCCCCAGCACCUCGCGCCGGCGCCGGCGUGCCGACGAGGACGAGGAUGAAGAUGACAGCAGCACUGAAGGCCAUGCUUCGCCCUCUGGAGACGACAGUUCGAAGCGACGACGAGUAGACUCCGAUGACGACGAACAGCCACGGCGCAGCACCGGUCGCAUAGAUAAGGGCAAGGGAAAGGCCAGGGACAGUGGCAAGGAUAGCUUCCAACCGGGCGCCAUCGUCAGAGUCGCUGUAGAGAACUUUGUCACAUACGAAAAGGCCGUAUUUUUUCCUGGCCCGAAUCUCAACAUGGUCAUCGGGCCCAACGGCACUGGAAAGAGUUCUCUUGUCUGUGCCAUCUGCCUGGGGCUUGGAUACAGCCCCAAGCAUCUUGGCCGUGCGGGGACCGUCAAGGAGUUUGUCAAGCAUGGCAAGGACACGGCAAACGUCGAGAUCGAGCUUUACAAACGACCCCAAGACCGAUCCAACUUUGUCAUUCGUGUUCAGAUUCGCCGUGAACAAAAUAUCCAAAAAUGGUGGCUGAAUGGCAAGGAGACAACCCACAAGAAGAUACAAUCGUUAAUGCAUAUGCUCAAGAUCCAGGUGGACAACCUGUGCCAGUUUCUUCCGCAGGACAGAGUCGUUGAGUUUGCCGCCUGUACCCCAGUGGAACUGUUGCACGAAACUCUGCGCGCUGCAGCUCCCGAGGAAAUGCAACUAUGGCAUCGACAGCUUCAAGAACUUCAUAGGGACAAGAAAGAAGUGGCCGAGGCCGUGCAUGAGGACGCCGAAACCCUGAAGAAUCUACAAACCCGCCAACAAGGCUUACAAGCCGACGUGGAUAGGAUACGCGAACGAGAGGAAAUUCAGGAGCGAGUCAACAACCUCAAAGGCGCUCUUUUCAUUGCUCAAUAUCAAGAAGCACGCAAUAUCCACCUAGCGGCAAAGGAGCGUAAGAAGGAGGCUGAAAACAGGCUGAGGCAUCUUGAAAACGAGAGUGGACCAUCGUUAGAAGCAGUAAACCGGAAGCAAGUCUACGCCCAAGAAACCGAGGCGGCCAUUCCAUCGAGAACAAAGGCCGUUAGAGAAACCCAGGUGGCGGCGCAGAGUCUGGCGCAAGAGAUCAGUGCCGCAGUGGACGAUGUCAAGGAGUGGUCGAAUAAGAUAGGUGCCGAGCGCAAGGGGUUUGAUGAGAAAAAGAAAGAGGUUGCAGCAUCGAAGCUGAGGAUUACAACUCUACAGGCAGAGUUGAAAAAAAGGCCAUCUGACUUCAACGCAGGAGAAUGGAAUCAAAAGAUUCGAGCCGAGGAGCACAACCUACGCGAAGUUGAAGCAGACCAGCGUCGAUUAGCUGCCGAGACAGACGCAGUCAAAGAAAAGGGAAGGUUGAAGAUGGACGAACUGCGGAAACUAAAGGCAGACAUAGAGUCUCUCGACACACAAGCGGGCCAACAGCUAAGUUUUAUGCGGAAGCAUUUCCCGGAGCUGGUUACGGCUUGGGAUUGGGUUCAAGAGCACCAGGGUGAAUUUGAAAAGGAGGUUUUCGGUCCGCCCAUGCUAUGUUGCUCUGUUAGAGACGAGCGCUACUCCGACUCCGUCCAAGCCCUGCUUCAAAACGACGAUUUCCUCUGCUUCACAGCACAAACCAAAAACGAUUACAAGAAACUGACCAACCAGUUGUACCGCGAGAUGAGUUUAUCUGCUGUUAUCAGAACCUGUUUGCAGCCUCUCGCGGCUUUCAGGUCUCCUGUUAACAUCGAUGAGGCCCAAUCGCUUGGUCUGGAUGGGUUUGCCCUAAACUAUUUGGAUGGCCCUGAGCCUGUGCUUGCCAUGCUAUGUGCUGAAAAGAGGUUACAUCAGUCCGGCAUCUCGUUGAGAGACCACACUGAUGACGAGUAUGAAAAGCUCGUCCAUAACGGGAAAAUCAACCAAUGGGCAGCUGGGAAGCAGCAGUACAUGGUUCGUCGACGAAAAGAAUAUGGCGCCAAUGCCAUGACGACGGUUACCAAGAGGAUCCAGCCAGGAAAAUUCUGGACUUCUCAGCCCGUGGACUCACAAGAGAAGAUUGAGCUGAAUAGGCGACUAACUGAAGUCACCGGAGAAGCAGAAAUCAUGAAGGCGGAGUACAAGGAGUUGAGGCAAAAGAUCGGACCCUUUGAAGAACAAAAGGCCGACAUACAAGGCAAAAUUGAGCGCCAUAAAGAGGCAAACGAGCUGGCCAUGCGGGAAGCCAGAGAAAGAAUCGUCGACCUCGGCUUUGGAUGGGACAAAGCAGUAGUAGAAAGAGCCAAACUGGUUCUUCGCCAUCAGAAGGCCCUCGGCCAAAUUGCAAAGGCUCACGACGACCUCAUUGAAGCCAAGAUACGACUCAUCGAGGCCAAGUCCGACAUCGAGGGUCUCAAAGCCCGCAAUUCUAGUAUAAUGGAGAGGCUUGAACAGGAGAGGCUCAUUGUGCAGCAAGCUGCCGAAGAAGCCACCCAGACCAGAGACUUAGGUCGCGGACUAUUUGAAAAGGUUCGAGAGCUCAUCAGCGAGAACCCGGAAAAGAAGGAUUUGUACAGCUCCUUGGCUGAAAACAAGGCGCCAGCAGAGAUUGAGAUGGAUAUUUCUGCUGAGAAGGCCAAUCUCGAACUCAUCCACGCGGCCAACCCUAACGUUAUUCGGGAGUUUGAGAGGCGCGAACAGGAGAUUGCUAAACUUCAGAAGAAGAUGGAUACAUCAAGUAGUAAACUCGCCAAAGUGAGUGGACAACUGGACGAGUUGAUGGGCAAGUGGGAGCCUAAGCUGGACGCCUUGGUGUCCAAGAUCAAUGAUGCCUUUGCCUACAACUUUGAGCAGAUUAGCUGUGCUGGCGAGGUUCGCGUCCACAAGAACGAGGAUUUUGACCAGUGGGCCUUGGACAUUAUGGUCAGAUUUCGAGAAAACGAAUCUCUCCAGCAACUCAACGCCCAUCGCCAAUCCGGCGGCGAGCGCGCCGUGUCCACAAUCUUCUUCCUCAUGGCCCUCCAGUCCAUGGCCCAGUCCCCCUUCCGCGUCGUCGACGAAAUCAACCAGGGCAUGGACCCCCGCAACGAGCGCAUGGUCCAUGAGCGCAUGGUCGAAAUUGCCUGCCGCGAGCACACCAGCCAGUACUUCCUCAUCACGCCGAAGCUGCUCACGAACCUGCGGUACGAUCCCAAAAUGAGGGUGCUUUGCAUCGCGAGCGGGGAGCACAUGCCUGAGGAUGGGACGAAGCUUGAUUUUGCAAGGUGCUUGAGGAUCCAGAAGACGCUUAUGGCGGCGGCGGCGUAAAUAUGUGUGUUUACGCCGUUUCGUGUUCACUUUGGAUGGGGCUUUUUGGCAGGGCGUUUGGGGGGAUUUAUGUACUCAGAAUUUCUAUUAAAGGACAUAUGAAAUAGUUGAGUCACGGCAGCGUUGUAUAUACAUACAUGACAUACAUAAAAGGGGAAUUAGAACUCAUAUACCUUUAAAACAAAAGGUAGAUAAACAUGCAUAUUCGCG